This is a messenger RNA of Leptopilina boulardi, 818 nucleotides long. RefSeq lists its product as uncharacterized. The record is from RefSeq and is a predicted model, not a curated record. Lineage: Eukaryota; Metazoa; Arthropoda; Insecta; Hymenoptera; Figitidae. Bases 164 to 610 code for a protein of 148 amino acids. The transcript is spliced from 3 exons.
UAUACGCAGAGCCAUUCGGAUAGAGCAAUUAAUGUGUGCAACAACAAUCGUUUCAAUCGAGACUUUUCCAAUGUUUUCAAUGCUUACGUGGGUCUUCCCCUUCUUCCACCUACGCGAUUAAAUAUAUUCUAAAGAGUUUCCUAGUCUCAAGCAUGUAUUGUGUAUGUUAACAUCUGUAGUGUGUCAAGCAAUUCAUUUUUUGAAAUUCAAAAAAUUUCACUUGCCGUUAAUUAUUCACGUGAACAAAAGGAUAUUUUGCAAAGAAAUGCAAGCCGAGGAAAGAAUAGAUUCAACAUUAACACACAGAAAAACUACAAAUGAGAAACCUACAAAUGAAGAUAAAGAAAUUGAUGUAAAUUCAUCGGAAAAUGAAGUUGAAGACGAGAAAUUAGAAUCUUUGGAAACAACUGAUCCACCUAAAAUUCGACAACAAGAAGAUUUUACCACAUGGGGAAAUGUGAAAUAUAAAUUUUAUUUAUUCAGAUAUUAUCACUAUUAUUAUGCGGAUAAAUUAGAUAAAUAUUUAGCUGCCGGUUGUUUAUGGAUUAUGCGAGUUUAUUUUAGAUUUCUUGGCCUUGUUGAAGAGGCCGAAACAAGAGACGAGGAAUAAAUUAUUUAAAUUUCUCAAAAUUCUAACAAAAUGAUUUUAAAAUUAUAGUAAUAAUUUUUUCUACCAUAUAUAUUAAAUUAUAUUCAAAAAUUUUAAAUAUUCUUUAAUCUAAAAAAAUUCUGUACAUUUUUCUCGUAAAAGAAAUUAUAUUAUAUCUAACUUUUUGUAUAUAUAAUAUCAAGAAUAUAUUCUAUGUUUCAAAGCGGAA